Messenger RNA from Cornus florida, 429 nucleotides. RefSeq names its product putative glycine-rich cell wall structural protein 1. The coding region runs from base 1 to 429 and encodes 142 amino acids. The transcript has 3 exons. The record is from RefSeq and is a predicted model, not a curated record. Lineage: Eukaryota; Viridiplantae; Streptophyta; Magnoliopsida; Cornales; Cornaceae.
AUGGUGGAAGUCUGUGGCAGUGGAGGUGGAAGUGGCGGCAGUGACGGUGGUGAUGGAAGUCAGCGGAGGUGGAUUACGGCGACGUUGGUGGCGGUGGAGGUGGAUGUGGAGGUGGAGGUGACAGCGACGGUGGUGGAAGGUAGCAGUAGUGAUGGAAUUCAGUGGUCGUGGCGGCCGCGGAAGUCGGUGGAGGUGGCGGUGGAAGCGGCAGUGGUCGUGGAAGGUGGCGGCGAUGGUGAAGGGCGCGACAAUGGUGAUGGUGGUGGUGGAAAUGACGGUAGUAGAAGGUUGUGGAGGUGGCAGUGUUCAAAGGUGGUAGUGGUGGAAGGUAGUGGCCACGGUAGAGGCAACAGUGGAGGUGGCAGCGGUUUGGUGAUUGAAGGUGGCAAUAAUAGUGGCGGUGGCAGUGACCGCGGUGGAAGACAAUAG